Messenger RNA from Mytilinidion resinicola, 1500 nucleotides. Its product is annotated as alpha-amylase. Gene Ontology annotation, molecular function: calcium ion binding; alpha-amylase activity. Lineage: Eukaryota; Fungi; Ascomycota; Dothideomycetes; Mytilinidiales; Mytilinidiaceae. Bases 1 to 1500 code for a protein of 499 amino acids. The transcript is spliced from 6 exons. Gene Ontology annotation, biological process: carbohydrate catabolic process. The record is from RefSeq and is a predicted model, not a curated record.
AUGAAACAAAAGAUCCUUGCUGCAGCGGCAGUGGCCGUGGCUCUCGCGAGUGUUGCAGUAGAUGCGGCCACUCCCGCGCAGUGGCGCUCCAAGGCUAUUUACCAGGUUCUUACAGAUCGAUUUGCUCGGACGGAUGGUAGCACUACAGCUACGUGUAACACCCCGGAUCGUGUGUAUUGUGGUGGUAGCUAUCAGGGCAUCAUCAACCAUUUGGAUUAUAUCCAGAACAUGGGAUUCAGUGCUAUCUGGAUCUCACCCAUCACCUAUAAUAUCCCUGAUACGACUGCAUAUGGGGAUGCUUUCCAUGGAUACUGGCAACAGAACUUGUACGAGCUGAAUUCAAACUUUGGCUCAGGUUCCGAUCUAAAGAACGUCGCUACGGCCUUACAUGAUCGCGGAAUGUACUUAAUGGUCGACAUUGUCGUCAAUCACAACGGCUGGAAAGGAAAUGAGAGCUCCGUCAACUACUCUAGCUUCUACCCGUUCAAUCAAGAGUCAUACUAUCACUCAUACUGUGCUAUCACCGAUUACAACAACCAAGACAACGUCGAAGAUUGCUGGCUGGGUGACUCGAACGUUGAGCUAGUGGAUUUGAAGACUGAGAACUCUACUGUGGCGAGCAUGUAUAACACGUGGAUUACCCAAUUAGUUUCGAACUACAGUAUCGAUGGGCUACGUGUUGAUACUGCUAAGCACGUGGACAAGAACUUCUUCCCCGAAUUCAGCUCCGCAGCUGGAGUAUUCAUCACUGGAGAAGUAUACGACGGUGAUCCUUCUUACACCUGCCCUUACCAAAACUACAUGGACAGCAUACUCAACUAUCCAACCUACUAUCCCCUUCUCUCCGCCUUCCAAUCCACCUCAGGCAGCAUCAGCGAUCUCGUCAAUCAACUCAAUACCAUGAAGUCCACCUGCAAAGACACCACCCUGCUCGGCAGCUUCUCUGAAAAUCACGACCUCCCCCGCUUCGCCUCAUACACGCAAGAUAUCUCCCUUGCUCAAAACAUCAUCGCCUACACCAUCCUCUCCGACGGAAUCCCAAUCAUCUACGCCGGCCAAGAACAGCACUACGACGGCGGCAAUGACCCUAACAAUCGCGAAGCAACCUGGCUGAGCGGCUACAACACCGACUCCACACUGUACAAGCACGUUGCGAACCUCAACCAGAUUCGGAACCAAGCUAUCUACAAGGAUAGCACGUACCUGACGUAUCAGAACUGGGUUAUCUACUCUGAUACUACUACUAUCGCGAUGCGGAAGGGGUAUGAUGACAAGCAGAUCAUCACUGUUUUGAGCAACAAGGGCGCGAGUGGAGCCAGCUACACCCAAGCUAUAGGCAACACGGGGUGGAGUGCUGGGACUAGUGUGGUGGAGGUGCUGUCGUGUACGACGACGAGUGUGGAUAGUAGUGGGAACUUGCAGGUUCCGAUGGCAAGUGGGUUGCCGAGGGUUUAUUAUCCCACGGCGGAGCUUUCGGGGAGUGGUAUCUGUGGGCAAUGA